Molecule: messenger RNA, 6397 nt
Organism: Anarrhichthys ocellatus (wolf-eel)
Lineage: Eukaryota; Metazoa; Chordata; Actinopteri; Perciformes; Anarhichadidae
Gene: bicc1a
Product: BicC family RNA binding protein 1a
Exons: 21
Coding region: 310-3240 (976 amino acids)
Cellular component (GO): cytoplasm
Molecular function (GO): protein binding; RNA binding
Source: RefSeq, a predicted model, not a curated record
GUUGGUUGGUAUGUUUGCUGUGUCCUGAACGCGCUCCGUUAAGUCGGCGGACAACCUAUAGCUCAGUGGACCAGUGUGCUCCUGACUAUUUUUAGAAGUCCGCCUGUAAAUGGGGGUAAAACGACGGAGCCUGAAGAAACUGCAGAGGAAGGUCUCAACUGCGCUGCAAUGAGCCCGCACAGCACCACGAAGUGACGGAAUUAAAAAAAAAAAAAAAAAAGUUAACAGAAGUUCAACUGCUUCGCUUCAGCUCGACUUCACGUUGAAUACAAAACGCAGUGGCCACUGGAGAAGUUGCUGAGCAGCGCCAUGGCUGCCCAGUGCGACGUUCUGAGCGGAUACUUGCAGCAGUCGGACCAGGGCUCCAACAGCGAGCGCAGCACCGACUCUCCUCUCCCGGGAUCAGAGGAGGACCUGAGCGGACUCCAUCCGCUGCCAGACCCGGAGUGGACCGAGGAGAGGUUUCGGGUGGACCGUAAGAAGUUGGAAGUCAUGUUAUUAGCUGCCUCUGAGGGGAGAGUCAACGGCGGUGAGGAUUUCUUUCAGAAGAUCAUGGAUGAAACCCAAACGCAGAUCGCCUGGCCGUCCAAACUGAAAAUCGGAGCCAAGUCCAAAAAAGAUCCACACAUCAAGGUGUGCGGGAAGAGGGAGAAUGUGAGGGAAGCCAAAGACAGAAUUAUGUCCGUCCUUGACACAAAGAGUAACAGGGUAACUCUGAAGAUGGACGUCUCUCACACAGAGCACUCUCACGUUAUUGGCAAAGGUGGCAACAACAUCAAGAGGGUGAUGGAGGAGACGGGUUGCCACAUCCAUUUCCCAGACUCCAACAGGAACAACCAGGCAGAGAAAAGCAACCAGGUGUCCAUCGCAGGGCAACCAGGAGGGGUGGAGGCAGCUCGGGUAAAAAUAAGGGAGCUGCUCCCCCUUGUGCUGUCUUUCGAGCUUCCCGCCAUCAUGCAGUCUGACCCCAGCUCCCCCACUGUGCAGCACAUCUCGCAGACCUACAGCCUCACAGUCUCCUUCAAGCCCCCGACUCGCCUCUACAGGGCUACCGGCGUGGUUCGCGGCUCUCAGAAUAACGCCAACGCCGUCAAGAGGGGCACAGCUCUGCUGUUGGAGCAUUUGGCUGGUAGCCUGGCAAGCACCAUCUCCGUCACCACACACCUGGACAUCGCACCCCAGCACCACCUCUUUAUGAAGGGCCGCAAUGGCAGCAACAUCAAGCACAUCACCCAGCGAACGGGAGCCCAGAUCCACUUCCCUGACCCCAACAGCCCCCAAAAGAAAUCCACAGUCUACAUUCAGGGCACCAUUGAAUCGGUCUGCCUGGCACGGCAGUACCUCAUGGGCUGCUUGCCUCUGGUGUUAAUGUUUGACAUUAAAGAGGACAUUGAGGUGGAGCCCCAGUGUAUCACAGCACUAAUGGAGCAGCUGGAUGUCUUCAUCAGUAUCAAACCGAAGCCAAAACAACCCAGCAAGUCCGUGAUAGUCAAGAGCGUGGAGAGGAAUGCAGUGAACAUGUACGAAGCCCGGAAAUUCCUCUUGGGUCUGGAGAGCAACGGGGUGUCGUCCUCCUCGCCCUCUGUGGCGUUGAAUCCCGCCACCAACAUCUCGUCCCCGUCCCUCAUCUGCCCCGUUGGCCUGGACAUCCUGGCCUCAGCUGGCCUGGGGCUGAGCAAUCUGGGUUUCCUGGGAGCGACGGCGGCCCACUGCCUCUCCAACUCUGCUGCACCAAACGCUGUCCUCAACAGCUUAAAUUCCUCCAUGAGCCCUCUGCAGACCCCGAGCCCUAGCACCCCCACACCCACCGCGUCCCUCUGGCCCAGCUCACUCACCAGCACCCAAGGCUUCUCAUCUCAGCUGAUGCUGCACCCCGCCGCCCAGGCCACAUUGAGUAGCAUCCUGCUGUCAAGUGUUCAGGGUUACACACAGAGUACACCGUCCCCUCCGCCUGGCCUCGCUCCCAUAGAUAAACAGCCCAACGGGGUCCCUGACUGCAACAAGGGCCCCUGCACUCUCAAUGGACAUGUCAAGCAUCCUGGCUCAGUCUAUGGGAGGAUGGGGACUGCAUCACUUGCAGAAACGGUUUUGAGCCCAGCCCCAUGUGACUCGGUCCAGGAGGCCGGUGGUCACAAUCCUUCAGAACCGCUGUCCAGCAAGUCCAGCCCAGAUGAAGGUUCUGACACGUUUGUGGAAGUGGGCAUGCCCAGGAGCCCCUCGCACUCAGCCAAUGGAAGUGAGCUGAAACAGAUGCUGGCUUCAUGUAAGACGUCAUCAGGGAAGCGACAGGCUUUGGAGCUACUGCAGGGCACCAAGAACUCCCAUCUACACUCUGACUGUCUUCUCUCGGACGCUGAGUCCAGCUCGUCAGACAGCCCCGUGGCCGAUAAGAGGGCGCCCGGCAGCGAGCGGGCGGCUGAGAGGGCAGCGCAGCAGAACGAGAGGGAGCGAAUCAGACUGGUACCACAAAGCUCCUUCGCCAACAUACAGGCAUUUGACUAUGAACAGAAGAAGCUGUUGGCAACCAAAGCUAUGUUAAAGAAGCCCGUGGUGACUGAGGUGCGGACUCCUACCAACACCUGGAGUGGUCUGGGCUUCUCAAAGUCCAUGCCAGCUGAGACCAUCAAGGAGCUGCGGAGAGCCAAUCACGUUUCAUACAAGCCCAGCAUGAGCACCACCUACGAGGACUCCCCGCUGUCCCUGUCUCGAUCCAACAGCAGAGAAGUCAUCGGCAACGGCAGUGACUCUGACAACUGGCGAGACAGGAACGGCAUCGGUAACGGCCUGCCGAUUCACGCCGAGUUCCCCUCCGUUGUCGGCAGCCCAAAGAGGAAGCAGAACAAAUCUGCUGCAGAGCAUUACCUCAGCAGCAGCAACUACAUGGACUGCAUCUCCUCGAUAACCGGCAGCAACGGCUGCAGUCUGAACUCGUCUCUGAAAGGCUCAGACCUGCCUGAGCUGUUCAGCACGCUGGGCUUAGGGAAGUACACGGACGUCUUCCAACAACAAGAGAUUGACCUCCAGACAUUCCUGACUCUAACGGACCAGGACCUGAAGGAACUGGGCAUCACCACCUUUGGAGCGCGCAGGAAAAUGCUGCUUGCCAUCUCAGAACUAAACAAGAACCAGAGGAAACUAUUUGAGCCACCCAUCAGGUCCUCUUUCCUGGAAGGGGGAGCUAGCGGCCGCCUCUCCCGUCAGUUUCACGCAGACAUAGCCAGCGUAAGUGGGCGAUGGUAGGUGCCUCCAGACCUCCGGGCCAUCCUAGAACCGUCCAUGAUGGAGACCAGCCUCCAGUGUCAUUCUGUGACUCAGCAGCCCUGGUUUAAGCUGAAUGAAGACUGUUCAAAUGUUGUUGUUGCCAUAUAGUAUAUAUAUUAAAAAAGCCAUUGUUUUACCUGAAGUGCCAACAAGAAAGAAGGGAUUUCUCCGAAACAUGAGGUUCAGUGUUCACUCCUCAUAGAGCCAUUGAGUCUAUCUGGAGCAUUUAUAUAUGAAGGUUUGUUGUUAUGGUUCUGAUGAAGGGUACUGUCCAGUAUUUCUGUCCAAUUUUCAUUCAAGGGAACAGGCAGAAUGAUUAAUACAAUCAUUUUACACAUUGAUACGACCUGCAUUUGUAUUAUGCUGUUGUAUCAGACAUGCACUUUAAUAUUACUAGACUUUUGCCUGUGACAGCCUAAUUCAUUAGAUUAGAAUAACUAUGCUUUUUUUUUUUUUAUAUAUAUAUAUAUAUUGACUAAAAGCACAGAUGCAUUUUGUACCAAACCAAAUGUAAGCACUUACCAGUGAGUUUAGGGCGCCACCAAAUGAAGUGCAAAAUGUGUCAGCGCGUCAAAGUGGUGACUUAAUCAACUUUAAGAUAUACCAAAGGAGAGUAUCCAUGUGGCCUUUGACCUUAGGCUACCUGAAGUGUUUUGAUUGGUGGACAUUCCUCCGAGGUCAGUGUUUGUGUCCAACCGUAGUCUGUUUGUAUGUGUUUACUAGACAAAAAAAAAAAAAUCGAAUAUUUUGUACUCACUAUGCAUUAUGAUUUUAUUUUUAUUUUUUAUUACCAUUUUAGGGGAAUGGGUGGGAUGUGUAACGGUAAUCAGUUUACAUUUGUAUUUUUUUAUACAUUCAUGAAUGAGUUUCUAUGAUUUUUGUAAUUAGAUUAUUAGUAUAUUUUACUUUUUUCCCUGCCUUUUAAUCUGUGGAGCCGUAAUGUGGCUGUGCCAUGAGACAGUAGCAGAGACGUGAGGCAGUUAGGCAAAGCUUUAAAGGCCUCUCUCUGAUUGUGUCAACAGGCAUUUUUCUAUGGUUCUCCUUCCCUGUUUGUUUAUAGUACAUGCUCCUUUGUCUCAUCUGUUAUUUGUCAGUGUUGACCUCCCCGUGGCCCCUUCUGUGUGCCGAAAAUCUCACAAAGUAGUACUCCUUGUAUCCAGACCUCGAGUUGCUCUGAUAGGACUGUGCGCCCUUUUUUGUCUUCCUAUUAACUGGCCGCUCCAUUUAGAGCAAGCAAGGAUCUAACUGAGCAAUGGCCAUGCCUUCCUGUAGCGAAAAGUGCCAAUGUACAUAGCUAGUUUUUCAACAGGGAGAUAUUUCGCUAAGAACACAAAUAUUUUUGGUCUGACCUUACUCUCCAGUAGGGAGGUGCAACACACAAAGAACCAGUAUAUUCACAGCCAAAUUGGUCUCUGAUGAGAAUAUCUUCAAGAGAUAAAAAAAAAAAUGAAUAAACCAAAGUCAUCAGAAGGACUGUGAGAUUUAAGAUGAAAACAAAUAGAAAUCUGGAAUUUUCUGGUAUCAGUCGUGCAAUCUAAUAUCCAGGAAACCUGGUUAAGCAGAGUUUAAUGAAGUAACGGGAUUAUGCAUGCAGCAGCAGUGUAUAUCAUCAAAGCUUGCGUUUGUUCUGGACUCCUGUAUUAUGUUCGGUCGUGUGUUUUGGAAAAGGAAAACAUCCUUUUCAAACGGUUCAUUAACUUCGGAUAUCUCAAAUGUUAUUUUGCGUGAUAUUCUUAAGAUUUAUCUGAGGAUUUAGCCUCCAAACCGAUGAAUCUUCCAAAGUUUAGAGCACUUUGUAUCAAGUGCAACUAAGUGCCUCUUUGUAAUUUUGUUUUCUUUCUUUGCAGUACUAAGGAUAUAUAUAAGACUGACACAAUUCUUAUCUUGGUCUAAAUGAGAGUACAGUGUAUAUAAUCUAUUAGGUAUGUAGAGGAUGCUUUUGGGAAAUUGUCACGGUCCAGUGCAUGAACAGUUCCCUCGCCAAAUUUUACUACGAAAGCAAGUAACAGCAGUCCUCACAUGGUCGCACACAGAGAGAAGUCAAUAAUUUGUCACUUCUCUUCGAUUCGCAAUGAUUCCCUUUAAGGUGAUUUGUUGUUUAUCAUGUUCACAUUUAACCACUUUCCAACCUCCCUCGCAUCUGAUUUGAGCCAUUCUCAAUGUGGUUGUCGAGUAAAUAACACUAUACUAAAUUAUAAUCUGACACGGUGGCCGACGCCAACCAGCUAAUUGUUUUUUAUCCCCUUGGAAGUCUUGAGGAAAGACACGAAGAGGGAGAACACUCAUCUAGAAAGGGAUUCUUUAUCCCGAGAGGAAACCCGGGGCCGGGUCGCCCUCGCUCAUCAUGGUACUACAUUGAAACUGUUGAGCACUGAUUCUCCCAGUGCUGUGACUCAUGUUCCUGCCUUGCAGACAUUUGUUUUCAUCCCUUACCUUGUUCGGAUGCGUUUGCUCGGAGGGCAGUAGAGGUUCUUGUCUUAUCAAGUGAAUGUUUAAAUAAUAUUGAUGCAUGUUAUUGCAGAUUUAUUACGGAUCAGUGAAGGGACUCAAGUCAAAACGUUUACUGCCAGCUUGUCCAGUCUUUUGCCCUCUGAUAGAGUAGAUUCACAAUUAUGUCUUUAAUUUGUUUGUAUUAGUAACAUUGUUGUUCCCAAAGGGAUUUUUUUUGAAGGAGUCUUUGUACUGCAAUCAAAUGGUACAUUUAUAAUAAAUGUAAACCACUAAGGAUAAUGCAUAACUUUUGUACAACUUUUUCAUCUUAUGCAACCAUUGUUUUUGUGUGAGAAAGGUACAACUCUGCACAAAGUUCCAGAGAAGAAUUUGUGUAUAAACAUCGCCAUGUGGCCAAAGCUCUGUUCAAUGUGGCAUCUGUUGAUGCUAUUGUUCUUCUAAUUGUAUUGUAGUACAGAUAUAAACAGGACAUUUUGGAGGAACUGUCAAGCAGGCAAAAAAAUGUUUGUUCAAAUAUUAUGAUGGUAAUAAAUUUAUGCAAACAAAGUCCCUUUUUUUUCUUCUUUUUUUCUGCAUAACACAAGGAUGUACAGAUGUAAUCGUCUUUAAGGCAGGAGGAUGAUGGUAGCUCUAAGCCAUCAGGAAAUCCAGGCUUUCGGCAUCCGUAAGAUGCUGUAACCUUCCG